AUGGCAGCCAUCACUCUGCGUCUGAUCGGGGCGAUCCACCUCUUCAGACUACUCAACGCGCUGCUCUGUCGGACGUACUUCCAGCCAGACGAGUACUACCAAUCCUUAGAGAUCGCCCAUCGGCUCGUCUUCGGCUACGUAUAUCAGAGCUGGGAAUGGCGUCCACUCCCCGACGGCUCCACCGGCGGCAUCAGGAGCCCACUCCACCCCUUCCUCUUCGUCCCCCUCUACUGGCUCCUCCGCAUCCUCCGUCUCGACCACACCCGGCUCCUUAUCAUCCUGCCCAAAGUCCUCCAAGCCGGAAUCGCAACAGUCACCGAUCUGGCCACCUACCCCCUGGCCAGCGUCCUCUUGACCCCAUCCUCCGCGGCUGCUGCGCUGGCAUGCUCCCUCACCUCACUCUUCAACGCCUAUGCGGGCAUCAGGACCUUCUCCAACUCACUCGAAACCGCACUCACUGCCUCCGCCCUCGCUUAUUGGCCCUGGAACCCGGCUGAGAUCUCCUCCUCAUGGGCCAAUCUCUCCUUCUCCAUCCUCCUCAUCGCCCUCUCCGUCAUCAUCAGACCUUCCUCGAUCCUCUUCUGGUCUUUACUAGGCUACACUCUCCUCCAAAAAUUCAAUGGUUCAUUCUCUUCGAUUAUGCAUUCGCAGGCUGGUGAAUACGUCAGCCAGGCGAUCACAUGCAAACUCACAGAGCACCGGAUUCCGGAGGAUGAUCGGAUCCAGAUUCCAGAUCAAACAUCUUGA
Messenger RNA from Puccinia graminis f. sp. tritici CRL 75-36-700-3, 747 nucleotides. RefSeq lists its product as uncharacterized. Lineage: Eukaryota; Fungi; Basidiomycota; Pucciniomycetes; Pucciniales; Pucciniaceae. Gene Ontology annotation, biological process: GPI anchor biosynthetic process. The record is from RefSeq and is a predicted model, not a curated record. Gene Ontology annotation, molecular function: alpha-1,2-mannosyltransferase activity. Gene Ontology annotation, cellular component: endoplasmic reticulum membrane. Bases 1 to 747 code for a protein of 248 amino acids. The transcript has 4 exons.